Hylaeus volcanicus is the source of this 1476-nucleotide messenger RNA. Its product is annotated as ADP-ribosylation factor-like protein 13B. Gene Ontology annotation, biological process: receptor localization to non-motile cilium; non-motile cilium assembly. Bases 83 to 1153 code for a protein of 356 amino acids. Gene Ontology annotation, cellular component: ciliary membrane; non-motile cilium. The transcript is spliced from 8 exons. Gene Ontology annotation, molecular function: GTP binding; GTPase activity. Lineage: Eukaryota; Metazoa; Arthropoda; Insecta; Hymenoptera; Colletidae. The record is from RefSeq and is a predicted model, not a curated record.
AAUGUAUGAGAUAAUAUGACGUGCAUAGCGUCCAGAUUGACGCAAUUUGUUGAACAUUAUAACAUAACUUAGGUUUAUAAUAAUGGGUAAUUGUAUACGAAGUUUACUAAGAAGGUUACAACGAAAGAGAUGUACCGAAAAGACUAUUAUUUUACUGAUCGUGGGCCUUGAUAAUGCGGGAAAGACCUCUGUUUUGAACCGUAUAAGUGGUGAUUCAGACAAAAGUGUAUUACCUACAAUAGGAUUUCGAACAGUUUCGUUAAGAUAUAAGUCAUAUGUGGUUAAAAUUUAUGACAUUGGAGGUAGCUCACAAAUCAGAUCCUUGUGGACAAAAUACUACAGCGGUAUACAUGGUCUUAUAUAUGUGGUGGAUGCUAGUGAUAUUUCCCGUCUUACAGAAAAUAAAGUUGUAUUUGGUGAAUUAAUUUCACAUGAAUGUAUUUCAGGGAAACCGUUAUUGUUGCUUGCAAACAAACAAGACAUAUCAGGGGCUAUAGAUGAAUUAGAUCUUGUUGAAAACUUAGAUGUUGAACAUGCUGCUAAUACUAUGAAAUGUCCUACAAGAGUGGAGAUAUGUUCAUGUACUGGAGGAGAAAGUCAAUCAAAAGGUACCACUACAGGCAUUAAAAAUGGCUACAAAUGGCUAUUGGACACAGUAGCAAAGAAUUACACUGUAUUAAACAAUAGAUUCAAGGACACACAAAAUGUUCGAAAUGAUAAAGUUAUAGAAGUACGAUCUACAACACCAGACACAUUAUCAAGAUUGUCAAUUCAUUCUAACCCUUUCAAACCAAUCAGAGAACUAGUUAUGAAAAGGGAAGAAAUUGACCCAAUGAGUGUUUCACAUUUAAAUAAUGGUGUUGCUUCUGGAACUAAACUGAAGAAAAUGUUUAUGCACAAAAAUAAGACUGCACCACUUACUACUGAAGAAUCUGUUAUUGAAAUUGAUGAUAUAUCAGAAAGCACAAAGUUUACCACUAGACCUUUAGGAACUCAAAAAAGUCUUCAAACACUUCCACCAGUGGCAUUGAAUACAUUUUCAAAUUCAGUUAAAUUAAAACCAAAUCGUCCAUAUACCGCUCCAGAACGUUCACAACAUUUUGUAAAUAAAAUAACAAUAAUCAACAUUCCUGGUCAAGUGACAGAAGGUUAACAUUAUUUAUUGUACUUAAGUAAUAAACAGGGACCAUUACGAAUAAAUAUAAUAAAAAAAAAUCAAAAAUUAUAUGGAGACAAAUAUUUUUAACAAUGAAGUUAUUAUUUUUUGACUGCAAAUCGACUGAUAAUUUUAACGCAAAAAUGCAAUAUUUAAGAAAUAUUUAAUAUAUAUUAAACAAUUUCCUUAUAUCUAUACAUAGUGUAAGAUAAUUUCCAGUAAUGUUUAUUUUUUAUUAUGCAAUUAUUUCUGUACGAGUUAAAAUAUGAAAAAAAAAAAUAAAUUGUGAAGAAACAAAUAAUAUCUGUAUGUACUUACAA